Messenger RNA from Magallana angulata, 1016 nucleotides. RefSeq names its product peptidoglycan recognition protein-like. Gene Ontology annotation, molecular function: N-acetylmuramoyl-L-alanine amidase activity; zinc ion binding. Lineage: Eukaryota; Metazoa; Mollusca; Bivalvia; Ostreida; Ostreidae. Gene Ontology annotation, biological process: peptidoglycan catabolic process. The transcript is spliced from 6 exons. The coding region runs from base 76 to 903 and encodes 275 amino acids. The record is from RefSeq and is a predicted model, not a curated record.
AUAUAUCCACUUGUUAGAAGUGGGAACUUACUGAUAAGAACAUAAAUAUAUAGGACACGUUAUAAAUAAAAAAAAAUGAAGUGGACAAUAUUUGCAGCUAUUUUAACUAUUUGUCAAAAAAUAAACGCCAAAGAUUGCGCAUGCGUGCUUUCCAGAGAUCAAAUUUUAAACAAUGACGCAGGAUUCGUAGGAACAGCCUUGCAGGGAGAAUGUUUCCCGAUUCUAGGUCACUCGAACGUUACCUGGCAACACAUCCAGUACCAUGAUCAGAGCGCCUGGAUUGCGCAUUCAUCAGUUGAAACAAGGGAUUGUGACAGUACAGUUCCAACGACCACUCCCGGUUCCCUUGACCCAACAGCCGUCAGGCCAUCUCCCAAGUUACCCGGAUGUCCUACAAUCAUCACGCGUGAUGAGUGGGGCGCCAUGCCGCCAUCUCACGCCAUGACGCUCUUAACAGAGACGCCAAAAUACGUGUUCAUUCAUCACGGAGCCACGAGCCCAUGCUCUACGCAGCAGGAAUGUUCAACGCGUGUACGCUCUUACCAAACAUUCCACAUGUCAGCGCCCCCUGCCGGUCGAGGGUGGUGGGACGUCGGCUACAGCUUCAUGGUGGGCGAGGACGGUAACGUGUACGAGGGGCGUGGCUGGGACCAGGUGGGCGCUCACACGUACGGAUACAACAGUGUGGGGCUGGGUAUCUCUUUCAUCGGGGACUUUCGGGACAGACUUCCGAAUCCUAACGCCAUCCAUGCUGCCCAAGCGCUCAUCAAAUGCGGGGUGGACAACGGAAAGAUAAUCGGGAACUACAUACUAAAGGGGCACCGGGACGUAGGAAACACGGAGUGUCCGGGGCAAACACUGUACGAUUACAUUCAAACCUGGCCCCAUUACAACAGAAACUGACCGGAUAGGUGUAUUGCGCACGCGUGACGAUGCUGAAGAAGAUCAAGACUUGACGAUAUUAGAUUAAUUGUAUAAAAUAAAAUUUCUCAUUACUUUUAAAUAUUUACAUUUUC